This is a messenger RNA of Melospiza melodia melodia, 1630 nucleotides long. It is a transcript of the gene SLC39A11, whose product is annotated as solute carrier family 39 member 11. Gene Ontology annotation, cellular component: membrane. Gene Ontology annotation, biological process: zinc ion transmembrane transport. The record is from RefSeq and is a predicted model, not a curated record. The transcript is spliced from 10 exons. Gene Ontology annotation, molecular function: zinc ion transmembrane transporter activity. NCBI's taxonomy places the organism in Eukaryota, Metazoa, Chordata, Aves, Passeriformes, Passerellidae. The coding region runs from base 60 to 1100 and encodes 346 amino acids.
GACACGUGUGCGCACCCGGAAGCGGCGGCGGGACCGGCCCGGCCCGGGCGGAGGCCAGGAUGAUCCCGGGGCUGGGCCCAGGGCUGCAGGCACUGCUGGGCACUCUGCUCACCUGGGCCCUGACAGCAGCAGGGUCGGCGCUGGUGUUCGUGUUCUCCAGAGGCCAGAGGCGGAUCCUGGAUGGGAGCCUGGGCUUUGCUGCAGGGGUGAUGCUGGCAGCCUCCUACUGGUCCCUGCUGGCCCCUGCCAUCGAGCUGGCCCAGGAGUCCGGCACCUUUGGGGCCUUCUCCUUCUUCCCCGUGGCUGCUGGCUUUGCCCUGGGGGCAGCGUUCGUCUACGGGGCCGACCUGCUGCUGCCAGAGCUGGGGUUCCCUGGCGCUCCCCACGCCGCCCUGGCCCUGAGCUGCGAGCACAGAGCCCCGAAGGAGAAGCAGGAGCAGGAGCAGAGCCCUGGCUGGGAUCUCGGCAGCAGCAGCAGCAGCGAGCUGGCCAUCAGGAUAGGUAGAGCUGGGCUGCAGCCAGACAAGGCUGAGAACGGGGAGCCCUACCAGAGGAGGAGAGGAGCGGGGUCCCCCCUGCCCGAGAGCCCCCCAGCAUUCCCAGCAGCCCAGGACGGAGCCCCCCUGGCCAGGAGCAGCAGCUGGAGGAGGAUUUUGCUGAUGAUCCUGGCUAUCACCAUCCACAACAUCCCAGAGGGCCUGGCAGUGGGAGUUGGCUUUGGAGCUGUUGGGAAAUCCCAGUCUGCCACAUUCCAGAGUGCCAGGAAUUUAGCCAUUGGGAUUGGCAUCCAGAACUUCCCAGAGGGCCUGGCUGUCAGCCUGCCCCUGCGUGGCGCGGGAUUUUCCACCUGGAAAGCGUUCUGGUAUGGGCAGCUGAGCGGGAUGGUGGAGCCCCUGGCCGGGCUCCUGGGCGCCUUUGCCGUGGUGCUGGCGGAGCCGCUCCUGCCCUACGCGCUGGGGUUUGCUGCUGGAGCCAUGGUGUACGUGGUGAUGGACGACAUCAUCCCCGAGGCACAGACCAGUGGCAACGGCAAGUUGGCAUCCUGGACCUCCAUCCUGGGCUUUGUGGUGAUGAUGUCCCUGGACGUGGGGCUGGGCUAGGGCAGGGCUGCACUGCCAGGAGGACACAGCAGAGCCCCGCGCCGCGGGAUCGGAGCCGCGCACUAGCCUCGGCCCGGGACUGGAUCUGUACAUAGAAUUUUGGGAUCUGGUUUGGUGUUGAUUUCCUCUGAUUUUGUAUCUCCCCCUCCCCUCUGAGUUCCUGGCGAUGGUUUCCAAGCACAAAUACGGGUGGGUCCUCCCAGAUCCUGGUUGGGGUUUCCUCUUGGGAGGGGCGUUGGAUGAACGCUGGGCUGGUUUCUCCAGGGAAUUUGGGAUUUUGAUCCUCUCUGUUCUGGCAGAGGUUGGGAAUUCCCUGCCCUGUGUGGAGGCUGGUCUGGGGUCUUGAAAUGGAGUAAUCUCCUUAUGGAGUGUGGAAUUGCACCCUUUUUUGGGAAGGCUGAAGGCAUUGGGGCUGUGAUGAGCCAUGGGAUCACAGGUCUUCCACACCCUGCUGCUCCUCAGGAACGCUGCAGGGAUUGCUUUGGAUGCAUGGAGAUAGUGCAGGCAAAUAAAGAUGAAUUUUCUUGGGA